AUGAAGGAAUGGCGUUCAAGUCUUGAAUACCUCAGCCGCUAUCCUAACGUCAUUUGUAAAGUCACUGGUUCAUCUGGGUUAUACCGCUUAGAAGAAGCCCUCGAUCCCGAACAUUUUUGCACCUCCAAUGAAUCUUCCAUUCGACCAAAAGAAGCGCCUCAUAAAUCCCCAGUACGGGUUUCCGGCGUUCGAGCCAAGCCAGGCCUUCCCAAUUCAGCUCCAUUGGUUUGUUAUUCAGACGAAGAUUCUGAAAUGGAGGAAGAAGAGAGUGAUGAAGAGAGAAGCCAGACAAAAAAGAGAAAAAAAUGUCAUCAAGAAGCUUCUGAUGAAGAAAUGUUAGUUGAGAUUUCCACUGGGCUACCGGAUAAACAAUCUGAGUUGAGCCUUCUGACAAGCUAUCAA
Protopolystoma xenopodis is the source of this 402-nucleotide messenger RNA. NCBI's taxonomy places the organism in Eukaryota, Metazoa, Platyhelminthes, Monogenea, Polystomatidea, Polystomatidae. The record is from the annotation of a GenBank genome assembly.